Molecule: messenger RNA, 5372 nt
Organism: Osmia bicornis bicornis
Lineage: Eukaryota; Metazoa; Arthropoda; Insecta; Hymenoptera; Megachilidae
Product: endoplasmic reticulum transmembrane helix translocase
Exons: 17
Coding region: 225-3737 (1170 amino acids)
Biological process (GO): intracellular calcium ion homeostasis
Cellular component (GO): endoplasmic reticulum membrane
Molecular function (GO): ATP hydrolysis activity; ATP binding; P-type ion transporter activity
Source: RefSeq, a predicted model, not a curated record
UUUUGCCCCAUUAUUGUAAAUUAGUAUACCUAUAGAACACGAGGGAAAGGUGCGAAGGACAUAAACACCUAUCGAGCACCUCUCACAAGCGUUGGUUGUUACGUUUAUAUUUAACGGUGCGAGUUCAAUGUUUGUGUCGUUAAAUUCCAUGUGAAAGAAACUGGGACAAUUUACUAUUAAAGUCUCCAUACGCCCCUGUUACGGUGUGUAACGUAAUCAUAGCCAUGGCGACUACUGCUUCGUCGCGGGUAGACGAACUCGUACAGACUGUCACCCUUCAUAAUCCUCGAAAAUUGCUAUUCACGGGAUAUAUUUUACCCUCUGUGAUAUUACACGCUGCGUGGAUUUAUAGUUGGAUAUUUAUUUAUGGGAUUGAUGAAUACUAUGACGCGGGCCUAGUGGGUAUCGCGGCUAUUGGUGUCUUACAAAUUUUUAUAUGUUUGUGUUGCCAAUGGUCGGUGCAUAUACAUACUUUUCUCAAUUGUAGUUCGGAAAAAGAUCCUUACAAAGCAAAAAUAGCAAAAGUAAUUCCAACUCCUAACAAUGGAAGUUCAGAACUUGUUAAGUUACACCAUUCCAAUGAACAGGAACCAUGGUUCAUAUUUCAAAAAACUAAAUACCUUUGGAAUCCAAAUAAAAAAUGUUUUGAAGGCCUUCAAUAUCCAAUUAAUCAUUCUGUUAAACAUUAUUGUGAAUGGAAAGGAUACUUGGAUGAAAAAGAUAUUGCCAUAGCAGAGGAGAAAUACAGCAAGAACAAGUUGGAUAUGGUAGUACCAGAAUUUAAGGAGUUAUUUAAAGAAAGAGCAAUUGCACCAUUCUUUGUUUUUCAAGUAUUUUGUGUCGCAUUAUGGUGCUUAGACAAAUAUUGGUAUUACAGUAUCUUUACUCUUAUUAUGCUCAUUAUGUUUGAGUGUACAUUGGUACAACAACAACUUAGAAAUAUGGCUGAGAUCAGAAAAAUGGGAAAUAAGCCAUAUAUGAUAAUGGUCUAUAGGAACAGAAGAUGGCGUUCUAUGUUCACUGAUCAGCUACUUCCUGGUGACAUUGUAUCAAUAACAAGAUCUCAAAAUGAUAAUUUGGUGCCAUGUGAUAUGUUACUUUUAAGAGGACCUUGUGUAGUUGAUGAGAGCAUGUUAACAGGAGAAUCAGUUCCACAAAUGAAGGAACCUAUAGAAGAUAUUGAUGGAAAUAGGCAACUGGAUAUAGAAGGCAGUGAUAAACUCCAUGUACUUUUUGGAGGCACGAAAGUUGUGCAACAUACUCCACCUAGUAAAAAUUUAUCUGGCCUUAAGGCGACUGACAAUGGCUGUGUAGCCUACGUUUUACGUACCGGAUUUUCAACAUCACAAGGCAAACUUUUGAGGACAAUACUCUUUGGGGUUAAACGCGUUACAGCUAACAAUUUGGAAACAUUCGGUUUUAUUUUAUUUUUACUAGUAUUCGCGAUUGCAGCUGCAACAUAUGUAUGGAUUAAAGGAAGUGAGGAUCCUACAAGAAACAGAUAUAAAUUAUUCUUGGAAUGUACACUUAUUUUAACAUCUGUUGUUCCACCGGAACUGCCAAUCGAGUUAUCAUUGGCUGUCAAUACAUCUCUGUUAGCUCUAUCAAAGCUAGGUGUAUUUUGUACCGAACCUUUCAGAAUUCCAUUUGCCGGAAAGGUUGAAAUUUGCUGCUUUGAUAAAACUGGUACUUUAACCAGCGAUAACUUGAUUGUUGAGGGUCUAGCGGGUAUCGAAGGAAAAGCAGAUGUGGUGCAACUAUCCGAUGCUCCUUUAGAAAGUAUUCAAGUACUUGCAACGUGCCAUUCACUUGUACAGUUAGAUGAUGAAAUUGUUGGAGAUCCGCUUGAAAAAGCUACGUUAAAAGCUAUCAAUUGGAGUCUUACAAAAAAUGAUUCUAUGAUACCUAGAAAAGGACAAUCUCCCGUUUUAAAAAUAGUGCAGCGACACCACUUUUCCUCGGCGUUAAAACGAAUGUCGGUUGUGGCUAGUUAUGCGAUGCCAGGUUCGUCAGAAAUCAAUUACAUGACCACUGUAAAAGGCGCUCCUGAAAUCAUUAAGGAUAUGUUAUCAUCUGUACCCGAGAAUUACGACUCUACCUAUUUAUCGCUUUCCCGACGUGGAGCAAGAGUAUUAGCUCUAGGAUAUCGAAAACUUCCUGGUCCUUUAUCGUCCCAGGACCUACGAGAAUUAACACGAGAUCGUUUAGAAAAAAAUUUGACCUUCGCUGGAUUUGUAAUUAUAAGCUGCCCGCUUAAACCUGAUUCUAAGGCGGUUAUUAAGGAAAUCGUGAAUGCGUCACAUUCAGUUGUUAUGAUUACUGGCGACAAUCCCCUGACAGCUUGUCAUGUUAGCCGUGAAUUACAUUUUACUAAAAAACCAGUUACGCUUAUAUUGACUACUUAUGAUGGAGAAUGGAUAUGGGAAAGCGUGGAUAAAAAGAUAAAUUUACCUUUAACUAAGACGGAUGUUACUUCUCGGGGUAAUGAGAUUUGGCGAAAAUAUGCUCUGUGUUUAACCGGAGAGGGUUUAACAUAUUUGAAUGAAAAUGAACACGAGCUUCUUCGUAAAUUACUACCGCACAUUGUUAUCUUUGCAAGGUGUGAACCAAAACAGAAAGAAUUUAUAAUUGUCCAAUUACAAAAUUUAGGGUAUACAACAUUAAUGUGCGGAGAUGGCACUAACGAUGUUGGUGCUUUAAAACAUGCUCAAGUGGGUGUUGCAAUCCUUUCUAGUCCACCAGUUCUUUCUGAAAGAACAUUUUCAGAUAAGCAAGAUAGUAUGAAAACUGAAAAUAUGAUCUCAAAUUCAAUGGUUAAUGGUUCAAGAAUGAAUACAAGAGGAUCCGCUAAUACUCGAGUAAGGCUACAGAAAGUAUUAAAAGAACUGGAAGAACAAUCUGUUAUAGUUAAGUUGGGAGAUGCUUCAAUUGCCGCGCCGUUUACCAGUAAAAUGUCAUCGAUUCAAUGCAUUUGUCAUGUUAUCAAACAAGGACGUUGUACUUUAGUCACAACAUUACAGAUGUUUAAAAUUUUGGCGCUUAAUGCAUUAGCACUAGCAUACAGUCAGUCUGUCUUGUAUUUAGACGGAAUCAAAUUCAGCGAUGCACAAGCGACAUUGCAAGGUGUUCUUCUGGCUACUUGCUUCUUAUUCAUAUCAAGAUCAAAACCGCUAAAAACAUUGUCCAAACAAAGACCGCUUCCAAAUAUAUUUAAUUUGUAUACCAUAGCUACUGUAUUACUUCAGUUUGCUGUGCACUUUUUGUCUCUCGUAUAUCUGGUUAGAGAAGCUACAUUAUUGUCGCCAAAGAGCGAUAAAUUGGCAGCUAUACUAGCCCCAAGUAAUGCAUCCAAUCUAAACAUGACUGCUACUGCAAGCUCGAAUUUCGGUGAUGAAGGUGAACAAUUUGAACCAAAUUUAUUAAACAGUACAGUUUACAUUAUUGCUAUGGCACUCCAGCUUUCUACUUUUGCAAUUAAUUAUCGGGGUCAACCCUACAUGGAAAGUUUAGUACAAAAUAAAUCCUUAUUGUACAGCCUUAUAUGCAGUGCUGCUGUUAUAUUGGGAUUAGCUUGUGGUCUUUUACCUGAACUAGCAGCACAAUUUGAAAUUGUGGAUUUCCCAAGUGAUUUCCGAAAACUCUUAGUUCAAGUACUUGUAGCAGACUUUGUCCUCGCAUAUGUAGUCGACAGAGUUUGCUUAUGGCUUUUUGGAGAAGGAAGACAUCAAAAACUGUGAUUAUUAUGUUGUUUCCAUAUUCCAUCAUUAAAUUUAGAAAUGUAUGAAACAUUCAAUAUAAAAGUUUGUUUUCUCGUAUCACAAAGAAUAGAUUGAUUAUGUGGUAUUAGUUGUAUAUGUUGUUUGAAUAUGUUAUAAUAUACUUCUAUGAAAUACAAUGUUUUUUAAAAGACUGACCAACAUGCCAUUGAACGGAUACUUAAAGACAUUUAUUUCAUUCAUUGUUUUGUAUUAAUAAUACAUUUAUUAUCCAAUUCAAAAGUUGUAAAUAAUUCUUUGUGAAACGAAGAAAUUGAAGAAAAAAAAUGGAUAUACCCAUGUAUACAUACGAGUACAGUAUUAAGAAAAUGGUGUUACGGGGAAGGGGAGGCCUAUAACAAACGUUAGGAACCCCGGAACUCGCGAAAGUGGACCACGCUCGGUACUGUACAUAGUAUGUGUAUAUUAAUGAAUGUAAGUAUUAACAUAUAAAGUGAAAUAAUAAGAAGGACAUACACUGUGAGAAUGUACAAACGACAAGUAAAUAAUUAAUACAUAAUACUCCAGUUAUUAUGUAUUAUUAUUUAAAAGCAGUGUAAGUAAAAGAAACAAUGUACCUUGAAAACUUGGUUUACGAGAUACGAUGAGCUCUCGUAAUAUACUGUGAGGGUAUCAAAAAUUGAGUUAAAAUAUUAUAUUCCAAGAAGAAAUUAUUAUAAAGUUACUUUUGAUUAAUGUAAAACUUGUUAGUUUGUAAUUUCUAAAUUUAAUACGUUUGGUAUUAUGUUUCAAGCAAAUAAUUUUCACAAAAAUCUCAGAAAAUGCACAUAAUUUGUGCACAUAUAAAAUAAUUAUAUAAAUUCAAGAAAUAUAAAUUAAGUUAUAUAUAUUUUAUUUUCGUUUCUAUUAGAGUAUAGUAAAAUAAAAAUCAAGAGUAACAUCUAAUGAGAAACAAAAGAUUUUGCCAAUCCAAUUUUUUAUUGUAUAUCUAGCUAGAUAAAUUUUUAGCUACGAAAAAUUAGAUAUGUUAAUGUUAAAAUUGCAACAGAAGUGAUUAUGGUAUUUGUGAAUUUUCAUACAGUUAAUGAUUACACCGAUGUGUGAUCGUAAUUAUAAAUAAAAUUUGCACUUUUAAUAUAAACACUUUAUACUUUACUAUCAUGUUAUGAAAAUGACAGAUUUUGGAAAUUGAAAACUUUGAACUUAUUCUGUAAUUCAGUUUCUGAGAUUAUAAAAUGUUGCGUUUCUAUGCGAAGUUAAAAUGAUUAUACAUCGUUCUUAAUAAUUCAAACUAUUUUAAAGUUUUUACAUUAACAUUCCAAUUCUGUUGAAAUUUUACAUUUCAACGAGAAACGUAUCUCUGAAAUAAAUACACGCGGCGUUAUUUGAAAUUUAUUUCAAGACUAGAAUAAUACAUUUACGUUCCUACUUGAACGAUAAAUAACAACAUAUACGCGGUAUAACAUUAUAGAUUUAACAAAUGUACAUCAAUGUUGCGGUCACUUGCAAAUCGAACAUCUUACGUUAUAAUACAAAUUUUUACCGCAUCGUUUUUCAGAUCAAAAUUCUACAUGAAAGCUGAUUAUACAUUGUUGUCUUACGAAUCUUUGUAAUUAUCUAUAACCAUUAUGAUAAAAUAAUUUGUUGUAAAUAUUA